Messenger RNA from Aplysia californica (California sea hare), 250 nucleotides. Its product is annotated as ATP-binding cassette sub-family F member 1-like. The transcript is spliced from 2 exons. The record is from RefSeq and is a predicted model, not a curated record. Gene Ontology annotation, molecular function: ATP binding. The annotation marks the transcript as partial. NCBI's taxonomy places the organism in Eukaryota, Metazoa, Mollusca, Gastropoda, Aplysiida, Aplysiidae.
GAGACCAAAGCCAAGGAGGCCCAGACCCGCAAACAGGAGCGCAGCAAGAAGAAGGGCAGCCAGCACGAGGAGGAGGAAGGCAAAACAGAGCUACUGAGCAAGCCGCGCGACUACAUCGUCAAGUUCUCCUUCCCCAACCCCGCCCCGCUCAACCCACCCAUCCUGGGCGUGCACUCUGUGACGUUUGGGUACGAGGGCCAGCCCUUGCUGUUCCGGGAGUUGGACUUUGGCAUUGACAUGUCCUCUAGAG